AUGAGAGAAUACUUGGAGCUUGAGUUCAUACCUUUCGGAAAUUCAUGGUAUAAAGUGAGUUUGGAUCGGGAGUGAUUUGAAAGAGGGUUUUAUAAACUUGGCCAAACUUCUUUACAGAUCUAAGAGUAUCUUCAUGGUUUUUAUAUAUAUAUAUGUACUGCAAGAUAAGGAUAAGUAGUAUAACUGCUACUAUAAUAUUUUGUUUGUUUCUCAAAUUUUUUUAAAUUUAAAAUUUUACAGAACAAUAAAAUUUGCUGUCAGCACGGUCGAGAAGAAUGUGAAGCCAACGUUUUUGAAAAUUGUGCCAUUUCCUAUUUGAAAGAACCUUUUGGCUUUAUAUACUGUAUAACUAAAGAGUUAUACGAAGAACGGUCUCUAGAACAAGCCAAAGAACUCUGCUACACUAUUGUUGGAGUUGAUUUGGAGACGCAAGGCAAAAUACAGUAAGCUAUGCAGUUAUUAAGACUUUACUAGGAAACCGCAAAUAAUGAAAAUCGAGUUAUAACUAGUGGUAUAUAUACAAACAUAGAGCAAAAAAAUCUAAGACUUAUGGUGUAAAAAAUUUUUUUGCCAACAAUCUCUAGUUAUUGAGAUAUGGCAGGUCAAAGUUUGGUUUUUUAAAUACUUUUGUCUCAUGUUCGCUUUUUGAGCGCAGAGCAUAAGCGCUUCAAUGGCAGCGAGCGAGUGAGCCCGACUUGGGCUCGGAAGCUCAAGGGUUCGGUUCCCGUCGGCUUCCAAAGGCUAAAACGCUAUAAAAAUGUUUUUUAUUUUUUUUCUAUUAUAAAGUUAAUAACUACAGUCUUAAAACUAAACAUAAGUAACAUUUUGAACAUAAGAAAAAAGAAUAUAACAAAAGUUAAACCUAAAUAAUUGAUAAAAAAAUAAAAUUUCAACAAUGGUUGUUCAUAACAUUUGUAUUUUUCCACUUUCACCGUUAUGGUAGGACCUCUUUCCAAAUUCUGUACAGUAAGUUGUUAAUGUUGAGUGACUCUGAAAUCUUAUUGCCAGAAAAUUAUGAACAUAUGAACGAAUUUUGGGAUAGUGACGUACAAGAAAUGGUGAAGUACACAUCAUUAAUGUCCACCAUAACGGUGAAAGUGGAAUAAUACAAAUGUUAUGAACAACUAUUGUUGAAAUUUUCUUUUUUUAUCAAUUAUUUAGGUUUAAAUUUUGUUAUAUUUUUUUUCUCAUGUCCAAAAGAUUACUUAUGUUUAGUUUUAAGACCGUAGUUAUUAAUUUUAAAAUUAAAAAAAAAUAAAAAGCAUUUUUGAGGCCUUUCAAGCCUUUGAAACCCGGCGGAACCGAACCUCUGAGCUUUCGAGUCCGAAUCGGGCUCACUCGCUCGCUACCAUUGAAGCGCUUGCGCUUCUUGCUCAAAAAGCGAACAUGAGACAAAAGUAUUUAAAAAACCAAACUUUGACCUGCCAUAUCUCAAUAACUAGAGAUUGUUGGCAAAAAAAAUUUUACACCAUAAGUCUUAGAUUUUUUUUGCUCUAUGUUUGUAUAUAUACCACUAGUUAUAACUCGAUUUUCAUUAUUUGCGGUUUCCUAGUUAGUUUAUUUUGCCCUAUCCUACUCAAUCUUACUCGACACUGAUCUACCCUAUCCAGCUCUAUUCUACUCUAUUCUAAUUGAUUUUACUCGGCCCUACUCGACUGGAUUCAACCCUACUCUAUUCUACCUUUCUUGACAUUACCCAGCUCUGCCUGACCUUACCUGAUAAUAAUUUACUCUGUUUUUGUCUACCCUACCCUACCCUAGCAUACCUUACCCUACCUUAUUUAAAAAUUACAAUGUCUUAAAGUGUGUUCAAUAAACCUCAAUUUUAGUUAUUGCCAAUCUAGUUCAGAGAACAAAAAAUUAACACAACUUGCUUUUAAUCGUACUAGAGAUACGUUACCAGAGAAUAAAUGGGACUACGGUUACAUUCCUUUCAUUGGCAUCAACGGUUACUUCAGUAGUGAUUUACAGUUUUAUCAGCGAAAUUUAAUGUUUGCCGUUUGUCAGUUUUAUAUGGCUUCUGAUUUCUCAAAAUUUCCGAGUUUUUGCAAAAUUGAGUGA
This is a messenger RNA of Bursaphelenchus okinawaensis, 2061 nucleotides long. NCBI's taxonomy places the organism in Eukaryota, Metazoa, Nematoda, Chromadorea, Rhabditida, Aphelenchoididae. The record is from the annotation of a GenBank genome assembly.